This is a messenger RNA of Ostrea edulis (European flat oyster), 657 nucleotides long. RefSeq lists its product as uncharacterized. The transcript is spliced from 3 exons. Lineage: Eukaryota; Metazoa; Mollusca; Bivalvia; Ostreida; Ostreidae. The record is from RefSeq and is a predicted model, not a curated record. The coding region runs from base 1 to 657 and encodes 218 amino acids.
AUGGAACCCGGCUUCCAGGUUUUUGCCUGUAUUAAAGAAGGCGUCAGUAUGGGAAAUGUACUUUUGCUGGAACAAAACAUAGAAGGGAGGAAGGAGAGGGCUCCACUGGGCGCUGCAAGCUAUCUCUUCAAUCUGACAGGAAUCAUUGGAAACAUUUUAGUUCUACACGUCUUUCGGUUUGUCUUCGCUGCAGCUGCAAUUGUUAUUAUAAUAACUAUUGUAUUACAAAUAAGAAUACGAACAGCUCUGGUCAAGAAAGCAAGAUCAAAACAGAAAAUGAGAUACGGAGUUAGUAGCAUCAGUUCCAAAUCUGGACAAGAAACGUCGGGUAGUGAAACACCUAAGAAAAGGAGUAAUCGCGCUAAAAAGUCAGCAGACGAUCAGGAUUCGGAACGGAACAGGCGUGUUGCAAUUAGAUUCGCCAUUAUAUCCAUGUUUUUGAUAGUCAGUUUUAUUUCUCAGACAGUGUUCCAGUUCAUUAUAGUCACAAAGAGAUACUUCUUCCCAAGACAGAGAAUUUCCAAACUGGAGGAUGUGGUGGAGGAAUAUUUUCCAGAUAUCGUAGCACUCAACGGAAUUCUGAAUCCGUUCGUCUACCUGUUCACUGAUAACGAAUUCAGACAAGAGCUAAAGAAAAUGUGUUGGCGGAGAAUAUAA